Molecule: messenger RNA, 930 nt
Organism: Prunus armeniaca (apricot)
Lineage: Eukaryota; Viridiplantae; Streptophyta; Magnoliopsida; Rosales; Rosaceae
Source: the annotation of a GenBank genome assembly
AUGGCUAUGGCUCUCAGGCCCAUCGAUAAUGCUCUUCCAACCACACCAGAAAGGCCCAAAAAGCAAACCAAAGUUCCUGUUUCAAUCCAAAAGCAACCUGAGUUUGGGGUCAAUGAUGAAAACCAGGCUCCACUUCCUGCAGCAACCAUUGAUGCCACCAUUGAUUAUAUCUAUUCUGAGAAUCUCAAACCCAUCUCAGACCCUGAUUUCAAGAUUCUGAGCUUGAAUGAGGGAUUAGAUUCAAAGGAUUGGGUGAAGGUGUGCGAGUCUCUGAACAAUGUUAGGCGUUUUGCACUCUAUCACUCUGCUCUUUUGGUUCCUACUCUAGAGAAAGUUAUGGUGGUGAUGGUUAAGGCAAUGAAGAAUCCCAGAAGUGCUUUAUGCAAGACAUCCAUUAUGGCGUCGUUUGAUAUCUUUAAGGCCUUUGGUGACAGUUUAUUUGACUCUGCCACCUCUGCUGCAUUUGAUCAAUUGCUGCUGCAACUGCUGCUGAAAGCGUCUCAAGACAAACGGUUUGUGUGCGAAGAAGCAGAUAGGACCCUGAACACAAUGGUGCAGUCUUUGACUCCUCUGCCUUUGCUUCAAAAGCUUCGAGCCUAUGCUUCCCAUGCCAUCCCAGAGUCAGAGCCAAAGCUGCCGUUUCCGUCUCAGCUUGUGUCUCUAAGAUGCAAAAUGGGGGUUUUCUACCAAUUUCAGGGGCUUGAAGGAAUGAAGGAUUAUGGGCUGGUCUCUUUGGUUAAAAUGGCUGCAGAUUUGUUGAAUGAUAGGCUGCCAGAAGCAAGGGAAGCGGCACGGGGUAUUGUGCUUUCGGUGUACAAUGCCUAUACAGAGAAUGAAGAGGAGAAGCAGGAGAUAUGGCUAAACUUUUGCCAGUCUAAUUUGACUCCAAUUCAUGCUCAGUCCAUGGUCAAAAUUACUUCUUCUCAGUAG